UCCUUGCGCUGAUAAAAGCAAAAACUGCUGAAGUCAUGAGGCUGCUCCAGACGGAGCCCUCGUGUGAGUCAUGCUAAAGCUCCUCUCUGCUGACCUCUGGCAAAAAAGGGAGCGAAGGAGGACGGCAGAGGCGGAUGGGGAGACGUUCAAGUGCGGGUUUUCUCCUUGAACCUGGACUAUUAUGGGUCAGGAGCUGUGUGCAAAGAGGCUACAGCCGGGAUGCAGUUGCUACCACCGUUCGGAGGGAGGGGAAGCGCACAGCUGUCGGAGAAGCCAGCCUGGGAGCGCCGAGGCUGCUGCGUUCGAGCUAACAGACAGAAAAGGAGCACCAUGUUCCACGGCUUUAUUUUACCCCAGGGGACUCCAGGCUGUCAGUAACCAGAAGCUGGAGAGGAAAAGGCCACGGAGCAACAGUGAUUCUUUUCAGGAAGAGAAUCUGCGGCAGGGGUUGCCAUGGAAGAAGAGCCUCCCCUUUGGGGCAGCCUCAUCUUACUUGAACUUGGAGAAGCUGGGAGAAGGUUCUUAUGCCAAGGUUUACAAGGGGAUUAGCAGGAUAAACGGACAACUGGUAGCUCUGAAAGUCAUCAGCAUGAACGCGGAGGAGGGCGUCCCUUUCACAGCCAUACGGGAAGCCUCUCUCCUGAAGGGACUGAAGCACGCCAACAUUGUCCUUCUGCACGACAUCGUUCACACCAAGGAGACUCUGACAUUCGUGUUUGAAUACUUGCACACAGACCUGGCCCAGUACAUGUCUCAGCAUCCCGGAGGCCUUCAUCCUCACAACGUCAGGCUUUUCAUGUUCCAGCUUCUGCGGGGCCUGGCGUACAUCCACCACCAGCACGUUCUUCACAGGGACCUGAAACCUCAGAACCUGCUCAUCAGUCACCUGGGAGAGCUCAAAUUGGCUGAUUUUGGUCUUGCUCGAGCCAAGUCCAUUCCUAGCCAGACGUACUCUUCAGAAGUGGUGACACUCUGGUACCGGCCACCUGACGCCUUGCUGGGAGCCACCGAGUACUCCUCGGAGCUGGACAUAUGGGGCGCCGGCUGCAUCUUUAUUGAAAUGUUCCAGGGUCAACCUCUGUUUCCUGGGGUUUCCAACAUUCUGGAGCAGCUGGAGAAGAUCUGGGAGGUCCUGGGGGUCCCUACAGAGGAUACGUGGCCUGGCGUCUCCAAGCUGCCUAACUACAAUCCAGAAUGGUUCCCGCUGCCUAAGCCUCAGAGACUGCAGAUUGUGUGGAGCAGGCUGAGUGGAGUUCCUGAAGCUGAAGACCUGGCCUCCCAGAUGCUUAAAGGCUUCCCUAGAGACCGUGUCUCGGCACAGGAAGCCCUCACGCAUGAUUAUUUCCGUGUCCUGCCAUCCCAGCUGUACCAGCUUCCUGAUGAGAGUAAGACGAGAGGUGACACGGAUAUGUCAGGAAGGAGAGAUGGGCCCUUCUUGAUUGAUGGCCGGGGAGCAGUUCUUCCCAGCCGGCACCAGCUCAUGGCCGCGCUUGUGGUCCCCAUGGCCAAGCCAGCAGCGCAGGCCGUCAGCUGGGGCAGCGAGGACCUAAAAUUAGACCCUUGGCAGUUCUCUAAUCUUAGCUGCAGGUUCAGCCUCUUUGCUUAA
Molecule: messenger RNA, 1606 nt
Organism: Microtus oregoni (creeping vole)
Lineage: Eukaryota; Metazoa; Chordata; Mammalia; Rodentia; Cricetidae
Product: cyclin-dependent kinase 15-like
Exons: 14
Coding region: 182-1606 (474 amino acids)
Biological process (GO): protein phosphorylation
Cellular component (GO): cytoplasm; cytosol; nucleus
Molecular function (GO): cyclin binding; ATP binding; cyclin-dependent protein serine/threonine kinase activity
Source: RefSeq, a predicted model, not a curated record